GGCCGGGAGAGCGACUAGCGGGCGGCGCGCGGGCGGGGACCCGGCCGGGACCGGCGGCGCGCGGCAGCGGAGGCCCAGCUGCAGGAGCGCCUGGACCGGACGGGACCUGGAAGGCAUGCAGAGGCUCGGCAGCGGUGGUGGGCAGGAUGAGUGUGCUCGAGGCCGAGGCGGGUGGCGGGGUGGGUGCGGGCGGCGCCUUCCACCUGCACAUCUACCUGCGGCUGUCCUCGUCCUCGCCCCCUGGGAGCUGGACCCCAUGCCGCGUGACAGCCAGCAGGGACAGCACGGCAUCCGAGGUCAUCCGGGCGGUGGUGGCCAGCCUGCAUCUGGACGGCUCGAGGCGGUACGCACUGGUGGAGGUGCGGGCGAGUGGUGGAGAGGAGUGGGUGCUGGACGCCACCGACGCCCCAGCCCACCGAGUGCUUUUAUGGCCACGCUGUGCACAGGACGAUCACCCGUGGGAGGAUGGCUUCUUCUUCCUGCUGCAGGAGCGUGGGCCCGAUGGUGCUGUUCAGUACACAGGCCCGGGGACCCCGGGGGCCCCAGUGGGCCCUGCUCGGCGGCUGGUAGAGCGAGGGCUGCUGCCCCGGCCGCAGGCCGACUUUGAUGACCUGUGUGAUCUGCCCAAACUGACAGAGGGCGCCCUCCUGGAGACCCUGCGGCGUCGCUUCUUGCAGCACAAGAUCUAUACCUAUGCGGGCAGCAUCCUGCUGGCCGUCAACCCCUUCCGCUUCCUGCCCAUCUACAACCCCAAGUACGUGAAGAUGUAUGAGAACCAGCAGCUGGGCAAGCUGGAGCCACACGUGUUUGCGCUGGCUGACGUGGCCUACCAUACCAUGCUGCGCAAGCGUGUGAACCAGUGUAUCGUCAUCUCGGGUGAGAGCGGCUCAGGCAAGACCCAGAGCACCAACUUCCUCAUCCACUGCCUCACCGCCUUCAGCCAGAAGGGCUAUGCCAGUGGCGUGGAAAGGACCAUCCUGGGCGCAGGGCCCGUGUUGGAGGCCUUUGGGAACGCCAAGACAGCCCACAACAACAACUCCAGCAGGUUUGGGAAAUUCAUCCAAGUCAACUACCUAGAGAGCGGCAUUGUGAGAGGGGCUGUCGUGGAAAAAUACCUGCUUGAAAAGUCCCGCCUGGUCUCCCAGGAGAAGGAUGAGAGGAACUACCACGUGUUCUAUUAUUUGUUACUUGGAGUCAGUGAGGAAGAGCGCCAGGAAUUUCAGCUCAAACAGCCUGAAGAUUAUUUCUACCUCAACCAGCAUAACUUGAAGAUCGAGGACGGAGAAGACCUGAAGCAUGACUUUGAAAGACUCAAGCAGGCCAUGGAGAUGGUGGGAUUCCUCCCUGCCACCAAGAAGCAGAUCUUCGCCGUGCUCUCAGCCAUUCUGUACCUGGGAAACGUCACCUACAAGAAGAGAGCCACAGGCCGUGAUGAAGGCCUGGACGUGGGGCCCCCUGAGGUGCUAGACACGCUGUCCCAGCUUCUGAAGGUGAAACGAGAAAUCCUGGUGGAGGUUCUGACCAAAAGAAAAGCAGUGACAGUCAAUGACAAGCUCAUCCUGCCCUACAGCCUCAGUGAGGCCAUCACGGCCCGGGACUCCAUGGCCAAGUCUCUCUACAGCGCCCUGUUUGACUGGAUUGUGCUGCGCAUCAACCAUGCCCUCCUCAAUAAGAAGGAUAUGGAAGAAGCUGUCUCGUGCUUGUCCAUCGGGGUCCUGGACAUUUUUGGCUUUGAAGACUUUGAGCGGAACAGCUUUGAGCAGUUCUGCAUCAACUACGCCAACGAGCAGCUCCAGUAUUACUUUAAUCAGCACAUUUUCAAGCUAGAGCAGGAGGAAUACCAGAGCGAGGGGAUCACCUGGCACAACAUUGACUACACCGACAAUGUGGGAUGCAUCCACCUCAUUAGCAAGAAGCCCACCGGACUCUUCUACUUGCUGGAUGAAGAGAGCAACUUCCCCCACGCCACCAGCCACACACUGCUGGCCAAGUUCAAGCAGCAGCAUGAGGACAACAAGUACUUCCUGGGCACCCCAGUACUGGAGCCCGCCUUCAUCAUCCAGCACUUUGCGGGCAGAGUCAAGUACCAGAUCAAGGACUUUCGGGAGAAGAACAUGGACUACAUGAGACCGGACAUUGUGGCUCUCCUGCGAGGCAGCGACAGCUCUUACGUGCGCGAGCUCAUCGGGAUGGACCCUGUGGCUGUGUUCCGCUGGGCGGUGCUGCGCGCUGCCAUCCGGGCCAUGGCUGUGCUGCGGGAGGCAGGGCGCCUGCGUGCAGAGAGGGCUGAGAAGGCGGCAGCAGAUGCCAGCAGCCCAGGUCCCCAGGGCCAUGGAGAGCUGCCCAGAGGAGCCGGCACCCCAUCGGAGAAGCUCUACCGCUGUUCUAUGCUAGAUUUCUCAUUUGACUGCUCUGAGGAGUUCGAUAUGAACACUUUUGAUGACAUCAUUGCUUUCUGUGAAAGCAAGAAAGACAUGUAUAACCAAAUCAUCCAGAGCAUCAAAGGCCUGCCCUGGCAGGGCGAGGACCCCCGGAGGCUCCUCCAGUCCCUCAGCCGGCUCCAGAAACCACCCCGCACCUUCCUCCUGAAGAGUAAAGGUAUCAAACAAAAGCAAAUCAUUCCUAAGAACCUGCUGGACUCCAAGUCCCUGAAGCUCAUCAUCAGCAUGACACUGCACGACCGCACCACCAAGUCCCUGCUGCACCUGCACAAGAAGAAGAAGCCCCCCAGCAUCAGCGCCCAGUUCCAGACGUCCCUUAACAAGCUCCUGGAGACGCUGGGCCAGGCAGAGCCCUUCUUCAUCCGCUGCAUCCGCUCCAAUGCCGAGAAGAAAGAACUGUGCUUCGACGAUGAGCUGGUGCUGCAGCAGCUGCGCUACACCGGCAUGCUGGAGACCGUGCGCAUCCGGCGCUCCGGCUACAGCGCCAAGUACACCUUCCAGGACUUCACUGAGCAGUUCCAGGUUCUGCUGCCCAAGAACGCCCAGCCCUGCAGAGAGGUCAUCGCAGCCCUGCUGGAGAGGAUGGAGGUGGACAAGAGGAACUAUCAGAUCGGGAAGACAAAGGUCUUUCUGAAGGAGACAGAGCGGCAGGCACUGCAGGAGACACUGCACCGGGAAGUUCUGCGUAAGAUCCUGCUGCUGCAGAGCUGGUUCCGCACAGCGCUAGAGCGGCGCCGCUUCCUGCGGGCCCGGCAGGCCGCCCUGGUGCUGCAGGCACGCUGGCGUGCUCGCUGUGCCCACCGGGCACAAUCGCAGGCCCGGGCCGCGGUCAUCCUGCAGGCUGCCUGGCGGGGCUUCGUCCAGCACAGGGCUUUCCGCCAGCAACGGCAGGGAGUCAUCCGCCUGCAGAGCCUGUGCCGCGGCCACCUGCAGCGUCGCAGCUUUAGCCAGAUGAUCUUGGAGAAGAAGGCAGCAGAGGAGCAAGAGCGGGAGGCACGGGAGGCCGCCAUGGAGGGUGCCGCCGAGGAGCUGACAGGCCCUAUGGCCCAGCAGGACUCGGAGCAGCUGGCAGCAGAGGCCCCGGCCUGGCCAGGUGAGGAGGCAGCCAAGCCCCUGCCUCCUGAGAAGGACUUGGCAUCCCAGAGAAGCGUGGCUGCCGAGAGCCACGACAAAGUCCCCAGCAGCCGUGAGAAGCGGGAGUCCCGCCGGCAGCGAGGGCUGGAACAUGUGGAGCUCCAGAACAAACACAGCCAGCUCUGUAAGGAAGAGAGCACCCCCCAAGAACCUUCUGGAAGGGCUGUUCUGGAGCUGGGGGAGAGCCUCCCAGAGGAUAGAACAGGGACCACAGAUGAAGCACCUCUGGAAAUGGUAGCAGAGACUGUGGACAGCAUCAUGAGAAAGCAGCCCAUGGAGAAGCCACUGGCCACGCUGGACGCCACAGUCUCUGGAGAAACGGAGAUGCUUCCUGUUGGGAGCCUAAGGCCCAGCCCCCCGCAGCGGCCAACCAGCCUGGCCCUGGACAGUGUGGUGGUCCCCCUCAUGCCCAGCAGCACCUGUGAGGCCACGCAAGAGGACAAGGCGGGUGGCAGCCCCCGGGCUCCAGACAGGGCCGAGAGCCCCAGCGGCCCCACCCACAUCCAGCGGUACCAGCACCCCAACACCGAGCACCUUGCCACGGCCGUGGAGCUGUGGCGGGGCAAGAAGCUGGGGGCCAGUGGGCCCAGCGCCAUGCUGAGCCAGUCUCUGGACCUCAGUGACAAGCACCGGCCCCCGGGGGCUGCCAUCACGCCCACAGAGGAAAGGCGCAUCUCCUUGUCCACUAAUGACGUCUCCAAGCUGUCCCCUGCCAAGGCCCAGUCUUCCACUGAGAUGGAUGGGGAGCCGAGCACCAAGAAGGUGGUGAUCUACAAGAAGAAGUCGGGCGACACAUCCGCCGGCCCCGAUGCUGGGCUGUCCCCAGGCACCCAGGUGGACUCUAAAUCCACAUUUAAGAGACUGUUCCUGCAUAAAAACAAGGACAAAAAAUACAGCUUGGAUGUGGAGGAGAUGGAGGACGUGGCCUGUGGGCCGGCUGUCCUGGAAGCCACCAUGAAGAAGGAUCUAGAAGCCCCCUCCAGCCAGCAGCACCGGCCCGCAGGUGAGAGGCAUGGCAAGGAGGCUGGAGGCAAAGGGAAGAAGAACCGGAACCUCAAGAUCGGCAAAAUCACUGUGUCUGAGAAGUGGCGGGAAUCAGUGUACCGCAAGAUCACCAAUGCCAAUGAGCUCAAGUACCUGGAUGAGUUCCUGCUUAACAAAAUCAAUGACCUCCGCUCACAGAAGACCCCUAUUGAGAGCUUGUUCAUCGAGGCCACCGAAACAUUCAGGAGCAACAUCAAAACCAUGUACUCUGUGCCUAAUGGGAAGAUCCAUGUGGGCUACAAGGACCUGAUGGAGAACUACCAGAUCGUUGUCAACAACCUGGCCACUGAGCGCGGCGAGAAGGACACCAACAUGGUCCUCAACCUCUUCCAGUCCCUGCUGGACGAGUUCACUCGGGGCUAUACCAAGAACGACUUUGAGCCUGCUAAAGGCAAAGCUCAGAAGAAGAAGCGGAAACAGGAGCGUGCUGUCCAGGAGCACAAUGGGCACGUGUUUGCCAGCUACCAGGUGAGCAUCCCCCAGUCCUGCGAACAGUGUCUCUCCUACAUCUGGCUCAUGGACAAGGCGUUGCUAUGCAGUGUGUGCAAGAUGACCUGCCACAAGAAGUGUGUGCACAAGAUUCAGAGCUACUGCUCCUACAUGAGCGGGAGGAAGGCCGAGCACAGCGCCGAGUCGGGACACUUCGGCGUGUGCGUGGGCAGCCUGACCAGUGACAAAGCCUCAGUGCCUGUAGUGCUGGAGAAGCUUCUGGAACAUGUGGAAAUGCACGGCCUAUACACUGAGGGCCUCUACCGCAAAUCAGGCGCUGCCAACCGGACGCGGGAGCUCCGACAGGCGCUGCAGACAGACCCAGCCACGGUCAAGCUGGAGGACUUCCCCAUCCACGCCAUCACCGGUGUCCUGAAGCAGUGGCUGCGGGAGCUGCCCGAGCCACUCAUGACCUUUGCGCAGUACGGAGACUUCCUGCGCGCUGUGGAGCUGCCUGAGAAGCAGGAGCAGCUGGCCGCCAUCUACGCUGUCCUAGAGCACCUGCCCGAGGCCAACCACACUGCCCUGGAGCGGCUGGUCUUCCACCUGGUCAAGGUGGCCCUGCUGGAGGAUGUGAACCGCAUGUCGCCCGGGGCCCUGGCCAUUAUCUUUGCACCCUGCCUUCUGCGCUGCCCAGACACCUCGGACCCGCUGACCAGCAUGAAGGACGUCCUCAAGAUCACCAUGUGCGUGGAAAUGCUAAUCAAAGAGCAGAUGCGGAAGUACAGGGUGAAGAUGGAGGAGAUCAGCCAGCUGGAGGCGGCCGAGAGCAUCGCCUUUCGCAGGCUCUCACUCCUGCGGCAGAAAGCGCCUUGGCCUUUCAAACUGGGGUUCUCAUCUCCCUAUGAGGGGGUCCUGACCCGGAGCCCCAAGGCCCAGGCUGGCCCAGACGGCGGCCCAGAGGAGCUGCAGGCGCUGCGCGAGGAGGAGGCGGCCGGCGGUGAUGAGGACCGUGAGAAGGAGAUCCUCAUGGAGCGGAUCCAGUCCCUCAAGGAGGAGAAGGAGGACAUCACCUAUCGCCUGCCCGAGCUGGACCCGCGGGGCUCAGACGAGGAGAACGUGGACUCGGAGACGUCGGCCAGCACGGAGAGCCUGCUGGAGGAGCGCGCUGCGCGGGCGGCCGAGGAAGGGCCCCCCGCGCCUGCUCCCCCCCGCCCCGGCGCGCCCGCCCCGAGCCCCCUCCCCACGGAGGCCGCGCCCCCACGACGAAGGCCGUCAUCCUUCAUCACGGUCAGAGUGAAGAUGCCCCGGAGGACACCAGUCAUGCCCACGACCAACAUCAAGCUCCCGCCUGGCCUGUGCCCACACCUACCCGGCCAAGGGCCCGCCGCCGCCGCAGUGAGGCGCCGAGAGCCCCCCGCGCGCCGCCCGGACCAUGUGCACUCCGUGUAUGCCGCCGCCGGGCCUCACCUGCCCUCACAGGGUGCCCUGGAGCCGCUGAACGAGGAUGCUGAGGCCCCUGGCGCCCUCCGGAGGUACUCGGACCCCCCGAUGUACAGCCUGCCCCCCAACACCAGCCCGGCCAAUGGCUGAGACCACAGAGAGCUGAGUCUGCGAGGCCGAGGACAGCGUGCACUGCGGGCAGGCAUCCGGCUCUGAGGAUUCAGAAGGAAGCCACCAGGAGGCCGCGCCACAAGCAACCACGGGGAAGCAGGAGCCCGGCCACGGCAGGGCCACGCUCCUGAUCCUUUUUGUACGUUUUCACCGUAACUUUGUAUGUGGUUUACAUAAUUUUAAGUCAUACUCGCCUUAACAGAAGACCAAAUUGUCAUUUU
Perognathus longimembris pacificus (Pacific pocket mouse) is the source of this 6883-nucleotide messenger RNA. It is a transcript of the gene Myo9b, whose product is annotated as myosin IXB. Lineage: Eukaryota; Metazoa; Chordata; Mammalia; Rodentia; Heteromyidae. Gene Ontology annotation, molecular function: GTPase activator activity; ATP binding; microfilament motor activity. Gene Ontology annotation, biological process: intracellular signal transduction. Gene Ontology annotation, cellular component: myosin complex. The record is from RefSeq and is a predicted model, not a curated record. The transcript has 41 exons. The coding region runs from base 147 to 6641 and encodes 2164 amino acids.